Messenger RNA from Chaetomium globosum CBS 148.51, 2205 nucleotides. RefSeq lists its product as uncharacterized. Gene Ontology annotation, molecular function: protein binding; histone H4K20 methyltransferase activity. The record is from RefSeq and is a predicted model, not a curated record. NCBI's taxonomy places the organism in Eukaryota, Fungi, Ascomycota, Sordariomycetes, Sordariales, Chaetomiaceae. The transcript has 2 exons. Gene Ontology annotation, cellular component: nucleus. Bases 1 to 2205 code for a protein of 734 amino acids.
AUGCCUCGCGCCCCGACGUCGGCGAUCAAGAAGCAGCCAUUGACCUUUGCGCAGCUCGCUGCGUACGAUGAUAUUUUGACCGACGCCCUUAUUGACCAUGUUUACUACUGGACGGCAAUACCGAAGAAUCGCCCAUUAUACCAUCCUUCCCGCGGUAUCCGGGAAGAGGAGAUUACUAAAAUUAUCCAAACUCACCUUAUCGUCGACCCGGACCUCGCCAUCGCCGAGGAGAAGCUGUUGGCGACCGACGGCUUGAGGAAAUUCCAUAACUCACUCCGGACAGACAAGGAGAAAGAGGACUUCAAAGCGCAUCUCCGGCGAUACAUAUCCAUCUACCUCCCCGAUUGUCCAUUCGAAGUCAAUGCGACGAACCGUUUUACUAUCGACUCAUACGAAGCGAGCAUCACAGCGAGGCGCCCAAUUCGGCGCAAUGAAGCGAUCAAGUACUUGGCCGGCACCCAGGUGACGGUCACGCCAGAGGAGGAGGCCCAGCUAGCCUUGCGCAAGAAGGACUUCAGUCUCGUAGUCAGCAGCCGGAGCAAGCUGACCAGCCUUUUCAUGGGGCCCGCGAGAUUCGCCAACCACGAUUGUGCGGCAAAUGCCAGGCUUGUUACGCGCGGCUCGGCAGGGAUUGAGAUUUUUGCGUGCAGGGACAUCGGGUUGGGCGAGGAGAUCACCGUCACGUACAGCGAGAGCUACUUUGGGGAGAACAACUGCGAUUGUCUCUGCCAGACGUGUGAGGACAACGUGGCCAAUGGUUGGAAGCCCAAGGAUGGUACCGUGCCAGUGCAUAGGAGCAUCGAAGAAAGUGUAUUAGGCGACGACCAGGGCUAUUCGUUGCGUCGACGGCGGCGGGAGCGGAGCGUUAGCGUCGCUGGGUCUCGCACCUCGUCGGUCACCCCCGACAUCCGUCCGCGUAUUUUCAAGACCGCAAAAAACCGAGCAAUGGCGAGCGACAGGGCCUCGACGACAGAUUCUGACGGCAUCGACGUAGUCGCCAUGGCCGUAGCUGCCCCGAAACGGAAUUUUGAUACGACGGCCCUUAGCUCUCCGCCUCUCACACCGGCCAAGCGCCAAAAGCCGAACCAUUACGACGUUGUUCCCCUUCCACUGGGCUUGGACGUCUCGAGGGACAGCUCAGCCAGUGGGCCCGUAGACAGUCUUAUUGCAACUGAAGACGAGAAGAGCACCGCCACACAAGCGACAACACCGGAAUUUGAGGAACCGAAACCACCGUCGAUGCGAGAAAAACCGCUAUUGUCACCAGAGAUGUCGCCGAUGAAAGAGGGUGCCACGCCGGUCGGUGCGUUGAAUGGCGAGCGCGACGAGCCCACAGAGACUGGCGCACCGCUGUCGGUUCUUCCUACUACGGAAACCGAUCUUCCGGAAGAAACGCUCGAUAUCGCGGCUACUACACCAUCUUUGUUUCCCAGCUCCGAAUGCUCGAUGACAGCAAACGAUUUGCCGGAGCAUAUCACUCCCGUAUCUGAGCCCCCCCGGCUUACUCAAGAGGGAAAAAGCGUGGCGCGGCAAGACUCGCAGGAAACGAUUAUAGAGGAGAGCCUUGCGGUGCCGAAUUCGGCGCCCUCGCAAAUUCAAGAAGCGGAAAACAAUGCCCAACAAGGUGCCGAAACCCCGGUGUUGGGAGCGUCCAGCUUGACCGCAGAGCCUCAUAAUGAGGUGGCCCCGGUCAUAUCAGCCGUCUCAACAAAGAAAAAGAAACGCCGGGUGUCAGAAAAACCCGCGCCAGAACCCGUCCGGAAACAGCGCGUGCCGGGCGACUACACGCUCACACCACUCCUUCUCGCGCAGCCCGAGACGGCGUGGAUCCAUUGCACCAACUGCAACACGGCGUUUGUGCAGAGUGACGCCUACUACACGCGGGCGAACUGCUCCCGAUGCGAGCGCCACUCCAAGCUAUACGGCUACGUCUGGCCCAAGACGGCACCGGCCGGCAAGAACGACAGGGAGGAGCGCGUGCUUGAUCACCGACUCAUCAACCGCUUCCUGCACCCGGAUGACGAGGCCAUUAUACGUGGUCGCAAACCCUGGAGAGAGCGCCUCGGCCAGAGCAGCAGCUCGCUGGCGCCCAGCGAGGAGCGCGGCCGACAGCGCGAGUCCGGCACUCCCCAGGGGACUCCUGGUGAUAACUACCGCCGGAGCGGACGUGCCCGCAGAGCUAGUGCAAAGGCUAUGGCCCAGUGA